Acanthosepion pharaonis is the source of this 1332-nucleotide messenger RNA. Lineage: Eukaryota; Metazoa; Mollusca; Cephalopoda; Sepiida; Sepiidae. The record is from the annotation of a GenBank genome assembly.
AUGUUGGCCAUCAUUUUACACAAUACGCUCUCCGAAGCUGCUGCGUGCCCGAAUUCGGUAGUUCAGGUUAAUGUUGUCCAUCAUGAACAAGAUACUGCCACCGAAGCUGCUGCAUGGCCGAAUCAGUUAGUUCAGGUUAAUGUUCGCGAUCAUGUACAUGAUACGGCCACCGAAGCUGCUGCAUGGCCGAAUCAGUUAGUUCAGGUUAAUGUUCGCGAUCAUGGACAUGAUACGGACUCCAAAGCUGCUGCGUGGCCGAAUCAGUUAGUUCAUGUUAAUGUUGGCCAUCAUUUACACAAUAGGCUCUCCGAAGCUGCCGCGUGCCCGAAUUCAGUAUUUCAGGUUAAUGUUGUCCAUCAUGAACAAGAUACUGCCACCGAAGCUGCUGCAUGGCCGAAUCAGUUAGUUCAGGUUAAUGUUCGCGAUCAUGUACAUGAUACGGCCUCCGAAGCCGCUGCGUGGUCGAAUCAGUUAGUUCUGGUUAAUGUUUUCGAUCAUGUACAUUAUACGGCCUCCGAAGCUGCUGCGUGGCGGUAUCAGUUAGUUCAUGAUAAUAUUGGCCAUCAUUUAUACAAUACGCCCUCCGAAGCUGCCGCGUGCCUGAAUUCGGUAGUUCAGGUUAAUGUUGUCCAAUAUGAACAUGAUACGGCUCCGAUCAGUUGCUGCGUGGCCGAAUCAGCUGUUACCAAUAAUGUCGGCAAGAAAUGCAAAUGUCACGGUAUGUCCGGUAGCUGCGAAAUGAAAACUUGCUGGAAAUCUACGGCAGACUUCCGGGAAGUCGGUACCGUACUGAAAAGAAAAUUCUACGCGGCACGAAAGGUCAUCAUUCACAAUACAGCAGCAAAAGCACUAAUAACGCGAGGCAGUAAGCGACGCCGGAAUCGUCACAGGUCGAAAGCCACAACACCGACGUCGUCAUGGACAGACCUAAAAAUAAAGAACAGUUUUCCUGAAAGUUCGGGCACAGUCACCCGGAAGCGAAAAUGGAGCAGCCGAAAAAGAAAACGGAGAAGACGGAAGAAGAAGAAGAAGAGGAGAAGGAAAGGGCGACGCUAUCGUGGACGCUUUCCUCGGAAAACAGAUCUCGUCUACUACGAGAAAUCACCGAGUUUUUGCGAGCCGAAUCCCGAGAUUGACUCUCCGGGGACGUCAGGUCGUCUUUGCAAUCGGACAGGGACCGAUGUAGAUAACUGCAACACGCUCUGCUGUGGCCGCGGUUACAACACCCUCAGAGUGCGACGAACGGAAAGGUGCCGUUGUAAGUUCUACUGGUGCUGUUACGUACUCUGUGAGGAAUGCGUCUUUGAUGAAUGGGUAACUGUCUGUAAAUGA